AUGUUUGUUGCUCGGCCGAGUAGAAAGUCGUACCCGAUCGGUCUGGGGCAGGGACUCAUGAAGCUGCUCAACUUUAGCAACAUACUCGCGAGCGAAAAUAGGGCGCCAAAGCUCCAGUUGGCGCAUUGGAAUACGGUCGUCAAGGACUUUUUCACGCCCGAGGCGGCGUUCAAGCUGACGCUGUGGAAGGACAACCAGCGAAACGAGGCGAAGCCCUUCGAGAUCGGCCUGCCGAUCCUCCCGCGCUUCUUCCUCGUGACCCACCAGUCCGGCGUCAAGUGCAUGAACCUCUGCCUCGACGGCGCGCGAGAGCGGCUGCUCGCCCAGGGCCACGCCGUGAUCGAGUGCGUGACCGCGAUCUGGACGUACCACUACAACAACGGGUACACGGUCACGCUCCGCGGCCCGCUCACCGCGCACGUCGUCGUC
Punctularia strigosozonata HHB-11173 SS5 is the source of this 429-nucleotide messenger RNA. RefSeq lists its product as uncharacterized. NCBI's taxonomy places the organism in Eukaryota, Fungi, Basidiomycota, Agaricomycetes, Corticiales, Punctulariaceae. The record is from RefSeq and is a predicted model, not a curated record. The annotation marks the transcript as partial. Gene Ontology annotation, cellular component: nucleus; transcription regulator complex. Gene Ontology annotation, biological process: negative regulation of transcription by RNA polymerase II; positive regulation of transcription by RNA polymerase II. The transcript has 3 exons.